Molecule: messenger RNA, 3355 nt
Organism: Pelodiscus sinensis (Chinese soft-shelled turtle)
Lineage: Eukaryota; Metazoa; Chordata; Testudines; Trionychidae
Source: RefSeq, a predicted model, not a curated record
AUGGCGAGAGGAUCACAUCGGUGCAGGCAGCUACAGCCAACUGAAGCCUGUGCAGAUGUUCUGGUGUUAGCCAAAGAAGCCAGAAAGCGAAGUCUUGGCCCUCUUCAUCCUUCUUUUAACGUGAUUAAGAUAAUAAGAGAUGGACUAUUCAAAAACCUUCCAGAAAACACUCACAAGUUGUCAUCAGGCAAGCUGUGUAUUUCACUGACCAGAGUAUCAGAUGGCAAAAACGUGUUGGUAUCUAAUUUUAACUCUAAAGAAGAAAUUGUUCAGGCUUUAAUUUGUAGCUCGUUUGUCCCUAUUUAUUGUGGCCUAAUUCCACCAUCAUUCAGAGGUGUGCGUUAUGUCGAUGGUGGAAUCAGUGACAACUUACCACAGUAUGAUUCUAAGAAUACCAUCACAAUUUCUCCUUUCUCUGGGGAGAGUGAUAUCUGUCCAAAGGGGAACUCUGCAAACUUCCAUGAAAUGAAUGUUACUAAUACCAGCAUUCAGUUCAGCUUAGGAAACCUUUANNAGCUGAUUGACAUAGUAUACCCUGUGUGUUUGCAGGUACUAGGAGAGAUCUGUGAACAAGGAUAUUCAGAUGCACUUAGAUUUUUAAAAGAAAAUGAUAUUCUUAAUGAAUCACUUUAUGUCGACUUGUCCUUAACAAAGAAUAAUGCUCAGGAGCUCAUAGAAGACACUGACUUUAUAAAUAAGAAAACUAUUCAAGAGAGAAAGUGCCCAGAGGAGAUGUUAAAGGAAGAAAUAUUUGGUAACCAGCUAAAGCUAAACACGUGGCCGUUGGAUGAAAGGAUUUUUGAGCAUCUACCUCCUAGACUUCGUAAAGCCUUACAGGAAGCCUGUAAAGAGAAGAGUGGGUUCUAUGCCCAGCUCUCUAAACUCUUACCAAUGCGAGUGAUGUCUUAUCUGAUACUGCCGUAUACACUGCCAGUGGAGUCUGCCUAUUCUGUUGCUUUAAGGUUAGUGGACUGGUUUCCUGAUAUUCCUGAUGAUGUUCGAUGGAUGCAGGGACAACUACGUCGUAUUGUUAGUACAGUUUAUUCUCGGGCAAGAAAUAAACUACUUAGUACAUCCAGUAAAGAAAGCUAUGCAUCACUAAGAAAAUGUCAGACUGUUCCACCUAAUGUAGAGUUAUAUUCGCCCUACUGCCAUUCUAAAGUGCCACACUCUGCUGCAGACCUUGAAGGCUGGCUCUGGGAUUUUCCAUACUGCAGAGACUUAUCAGGGAAGCAAAUUUCUGAUGGCAUAAAGGGACUCACAGACUCUGAUUCUCAUCAUAUUUUCUUCUUGAAUUCUGAAGAAUCUGGCUUGGAAAUGGAUUUUGACUCCUCUUCAGACACAAGUUUCCUAACUGCCUCGGAAGAUUAAUUUUGUAAACUCUGAAAUCCAUUUGACAGAGAAGCUUAAAUCUUGUGGAGUGAACUCAUUCUUCCAUCUAGCCAAUAAGUAUUGGAAGACUGUUUUGUUUACGACUCAAUGACUAAUUGCCUUUGAGACCUUGACAAUGCUAAGGAUUAUAUAAAAUAGUUGUCACUGUACUAUGUAAAAGUCAUUCUUAAUCUAUUAAAUCACUGCCUUCAUUUCAAAAUUACAGUAGAACAAUAUAUAAAAAAAGAUUUCACUCUAAGCAACCUGUAAUUAAAAAGCUACAUAAAAUCAAAUCCUAUAAAUGGCUUAUUCUAAACUGAAACAAGCCUUUAUAGAACAGUUGUAUUUUAAAAGCCAUACUUUUAUACAAUACAUAAGUAUAGUGUUCUUAGAUUAAUUUUAGCACUUGCAUGAAAUCAGACAACCUGUACUUUAUAAAGGGAAAUGUACAUAAAAACUUUAAGGCCCUCUUGUAUCUCUCUGUUUGCCUUUUCAUUUAAAUGUACUGUUUUGUGAGGAAAAGGCACAUUAUACUGUAUGUAUACUGUAUACUGUACCAUACAAUUCAUACUGUAAUCCAAGUUCUCCAUUCCUAACACGUUUUAUGAAGUGCCUCUUAUCCUUAACUAUUGAGAAGGAAAAGGUCACAAGAACCAGGCUGCCUCUAGCCCUAAAUGUUAUGGGACACAAAUCUAUUGACUCCGAUGAAAUUGUGCAUGCUUAGCAUGGGCUUAAUUUGAACUAAUGUUUUUAGAGCAGUGAUCUUUUGAAAAGACAGUAUCUUUGAGUAGAGCUGUAUAAAGUAACAAUGAAGUUGCUGUAACAGACAUUGAAAAACAUCUUUUAAUGUUGUAAUGUCCGAGUGUCAUGUUUGUGCUUUGAUUUGUGGAUUAUAUACAUCAUCUUCUGUAAAAUGGAAAAGGAGGCCCUGUUAGGGUGGGUGGGUUGUGGGUUUUUUUUUUUUUUUUUUUGAAGAGCAGGAAGAAGAUCACAAUGAUUCCAUUCUGUUUUUAAAUACUUCUUGUGCUAACUUAUCUUAAACAGUGCAGGGAAAUUUCUUAGCAUGUUUCCUUCCUGAGAUCAGAAUGAAUAAUUCAAGCUUAAAAUAAAUGUGUUGAUAUUGUUAGCCUCAUGUUGUGCCUAAAAGACUGCAUGCAGGUCUAAGUCCACUGUUAAAAAAAAAUCUCUGCCUCCUCUCCUCAAAACCUCAAAUCCUGUCCACAAUGAAAACUAUAAAAACUAGUCUCAAUAAAAGUUUCAGCGAGGUGUCAAAUCUCAGUAUAAAAUACUUUACGUUAAGUAUUUUAUGAGUUCAUCUGACAAAACUCUGGUAGUUAUGAAAAUAAUUAUUAAACUACUUUUUAAUGAUUAAAAUAAAGGGUUUUUAGCAACAUGUUUUGAGAUAAUGAUUUUUUUUAAAUAUCAUAGAUACAGAUAACAUCUUGUGGCUUGUUUGUAAAAGAUGUGGCAUUUAAGGGGUAAAUGCUAUUUCUAAUACAAUGGUGUACAUUUGGAAUAAAAUCAGCUGUAUUGCAGGGAGAAGGAAACUCUCAAGCAUUUAUUGUAAGUCUAAAGAAAACUGAGUGGAGAUGGGGAGGAGGAGAAAAUGUAUUUUUUGAUAAUAGUAUAGUGUAACUUUUAAAUAUUUACAGGUCUUUGUCAAAACCUUUACAUUCCCAACUUAGACUAAAUGUUAACUAUUUCUUAGGUUUUCAAAGAAAAUUCACAAGUCAAAGUGCUACAUCUUAAGAAUAAACUUAAAAUGUUAUAAACUAUUGUUAACAUGUUGUAAAGCUAUAAUGUUAUUCCCCCCCUAAACUUUUGAAGGAUUUUUAUUAUAUAUCUUUGGUGCUAUUUCUUUUGGAAAAAAUGAUACUUGAUUUAUGUUGGUGCACUCUUGGACAUUGUUGAUUCUGCACAGUGACCUGUUUAAAAAUAUUGGUAUAACCAUUAAUUUAAAAAUAAAAUAAAAUACAAAUUGUGA